Molecule: messenger RNA, 1111 nt
Organism: Prorocentrum cordatum
Lineage: Eukaryota; Dinophyceae; Prorocentrales; Prorocentraceae
Source: the annotation of a GenBank genome assembly
GGCGGCCGACAGGCGCAGGAGCCCGCCGUUGAGACCCUGCCCCCGGUCACGGGCCGCCUGCGGUAUUCCAUCUCCGCCGACCAGACGCUGCGGGGCACCCCCAUCCGCGAGGGGGAGCUGUGGUACCUGUCGGCGGAGGAGCGCGUGGAGCAGGUGACAUUCUCGCUCCACGUGAACGGCUUCGCGUUCGUGCACGGAUCACACGAGACUCAUGUCUCGUUGUCACCAUUCUGCUUGGUGCGCAAUUGCAAGUUCCAGAGCAACUACUCGAAUUCGAACCUCAUGGACAUGAAGAUUUUCAAGGUGUCGCUGUUCGCGCAGGGGGUGUGCCACUACCUCGGCGUGCGCGCCGAGGCGGAGAGCGAGGCCGAGGAGGAGAGGUCGCAGUGGGUGCUCGACAUCUCCAGGGUCAUGCGCUUGGUGACGCAGUCCGUCUUUCCGCCGUUCAGGAUCUCCUGCGAGCCCCUGAGCGCGGUGGUGAGCACCAAGCGACGGCUGAUGGCAGGCUACUUGAUCCAUCGUGACGACGAGCGCGUUGCCUCCGUGCUCUACGUGGAGCUGCACCCUCAGGACGAGGACCAGGCCAAGCUCGUGCUCUACGAGAACGAGCUCUGCCAGGUGCCCGUGACCGACAUCUACCUGACGGAGCAGUCGCUGUGCUGCGAGAAGGUCGGCAUCAACUGCAGCUGCUUCUGCGUGGAGGACGACCACCAGUUCUCCACCAGGACACUCGCGGAGCGGAAGCUCUGGCUCAGGGCCAUCUCCAACGUCAAGGUGAAGCUGCAGAACAAGGCCCCGAGCCCAAACGAAGAGGAGCGGCAGCAUUACCGGGAGGCGAUCAAGGACCCGAGCACCUCCAGAUCAUCGGGGCCUCGGUGGACGUGCAGGCGCCCAUGGAUCCGCUGCUGCAGUCCCUGCCCGCGGGGCCCGGCCCUCCGCCCGCCGCGGGGCCCGGCCCUCCGCCCGCAGGCGGCGUGCCCAUCCCCGCCGCCUUCGCGCUGGGCGCCGGCCUCACCGGGCUCGACGCGAGGGCCGACGAGGACCCCGAGGGCGGCGACGCCGGCGGGGGCGAGGCCUGGGCAGGCGGCCACGGCGGGGACAAGGUGCAGGC